Porites evermanni is the source of this 23679-nucleotide messenger RNA. The record is from the annotation of a GenBank genome assembly. Lineage: Eukaryota; Metazoa; Cnidaria; Anthozoa; Scleractinia; Poritidae.
ACUAAACCAUUUGCAUGUGGCGAUCACCUUUUCCGCUCAGUCCACCUGUGGCAACUACUGGAAAUGGCUUCGCACCUCAGGUAGACUUACCGAUGGUAUAAGGAAAAAGUAUUAGAAGAUUUUCAUCUGCGAAACUUUUCAGUGCGAUGGGUCAGCGUGUACAAAUCCCAUCUAUGAAAAAAAAAAACAGCUGAUAGCUAAGGUCGAAUAACUUGUACUAUUUAAAAAAGAAAGUGCUUAACUAUAAGCUUACGUUGAAAACAAAACAGAGAGAAAAGAGCUUGCAAACAUUUUCGAGCAUUUAAAGUAUAAGCUUUUAAAUUUCACCUCGUGGAACUUAUCACCAACUUAAACUUUACAAGCUGGAGGAAUUGGGGUAGUUUAGACACUGUUGAGCUAUUUAUGCAUGUCAUUCGCCCCUGUUUUUACCAAGUGGAUACCAAAAAAUUACUUUGAAUUACAACUUUCUUUGUAGGCAAAUCAACAAUUUCCUUCAGGAUUUCAGCAACCUUUUCCUCAAACAACUUCCUCACAAUUUACAACUCCUAGACCAGGAGUUGGUCCAUCUUUUCAGCCUUUUCUUCCUCCUCAAGCAUCGCACAGACCAUUGCAGAGCUCCAUGAACAAUCCACAGGUUUUAUUGGGUACCAGUCAGGUUCCAGACAGAUCAAGUCUGACACAGCACCUUCCACCAAGGGGAUACCCAUCUCCUUUGCCUCAGUCAUUAUCAUUUAACAGCCCAAUGUGGCAAAUGAGGAAUCCACGUCCUUCAGUACCUUCAGCUAGAUUGGCACCACGACAUCCUUAUACUUCAUCUACUGAGCCUACCACUGGGACAGUCCCUUCCCUAUCCCAAGGACCAUUUGUUCCAUCCACUGUGCCUACCCCUGUGAGGUCUUCAACACCAUUGCCAAGACAGCUUGUACCAUUUCCUAGAGGGUUGGAUGUGCCACUGCAACGGCCAUUUUCAUCACCAACUAUGCCACUCCCUGUAAGGAUUGGACCACUACCUCAAAGACAUUCUACACCUUCUCCCGUGCCUAUCCCUGAAGUUACUACAACAACAACUCCAAGACCAUUCACCCCUUUGUAUGGGAGGGUAACUACUCCAUCCCAGAAGCCACUAACACCUUGUACUGCACCACCCCCUGUGAGGACCACUAUGCCACUUCAAUCACCACAUGUAAUAUCUACUCACCCUUCUCCCAUGAGGAUCGCUGCACCACCCCAUCAAACAUUUACACCAUCUCCUGUGCCAUCUGUUGCUCAGAGGGUGUCUGUACCACCCCAAAGACCAUUUCCACCCCCUGCUGUGCAGUCUCCUGUCUGUGUCACUACACUACCCCAGAGACCGUUAGUACCUUCUACUGUGUCAUCCCCAGAAAGGGCCAUAGCACCUCCCCAGCCAUCAUUUGUGUCAUCAACUCGGCCAUCUCCUCUGGGAGUAACUUCACCUCCUCAAAGACCUUUUGCUCCCUCUACUAUCCCUCCACCUGGAGGUUUCCCAACACCAUCUCCACAACAAUUUAUUGCUCCUGCUGUGCCUUCUCCAAGAAAGGUCCUGUCACCUCCACAGCAAUCAGUCCUUCCACAAAAAGUGUCACCACCUUCUCCCUUCAACAGCCCACCUAAUGAAAGAUUUCAGCCAGUGCCUCAACAGCCAUUUAUAACCCCUUGUACACCUCCUCCAAGGGGAGUAUUAACACCUCCCCAACAGCCAUUUGUGCAGUCCCCUGUACCUGCCAUAAGAGGAAUGACCAUCCCUGGACAGCAGCCUUCACCGGUCAUUAAUCAGUCAUGGCCAACACAAGCUUCUCAGCUAUCUUCUCCCAGUGUAUUUCAGGGACCUACUUCCGCUAUCCCAUCUUCUUUACCCUCCCAUAGUGGUGUUUCUUUCCCUAUGCAGCAGUUUUCUCCUCCCAGCAAUUCUCCAUUUCUCACAGCAAGUUCUGGGCCUUCUGCCUUAAGUCAGGGACCUUCUAUUGCAGCUGCAUUGGAUAGGCACAUCAUGGAGAAGCAGAUGAGGGGUAUCACAAAAGUGGGUGUGCCUAGGGAGGGUACAAAUAUGCAACCAUCCCUUGCACCUAAACAGUCUAGUUCCACUGGUCAGACAGCAGUCAAGAGAUCACCAAGUCCGAGUAAUACUCAAAAGAGAGCCAGUUUUCACAAAGAAGAUGUGAGAGGAAGAGAGCACAGGAGCAGAAGGUUGGUUAUGGUAAUUAUUAUUACCUUUAUAAAGAAAGGAAAAUGAUAAGCUACAAUGAAUGGAAGGCCCAAGAUGAGUUAUUCAAAUCACUGUUUUGCUUCCUAGAUAAGUUAAUUUUUAUGUCUUUUUAGUUGCUUUGAAAAUUUGGUGUUUGAUCUCCCCUAACAUCAAGUACAUGUAAAUACGUCCUGUCAAUUUUUGCUUAUUACUAUUGUUUUUUUUUUUUUUUAUUGAAAGGCAUUACAGCCUUGGGUCACAUGGCAGUAGACCUCGAGUUUCCCGCUGUUUUUCCCCUCCUCCUCCUGACAUAGAACGUGUGGUGAAGUGUGUGGUGGUAGAUGAAUAUUAUAUCAAGAAAAAGGAUGACCAGGUAAAAUAGUGUUUUCUAAGUGUACCUUUGUCUUAAAAAUUCUCAGUCACCAUGUCCUAUUCUUUUCACCAUGUCCCAUUUUUUUCCAUUUUGCUGAAUAGUAAGGAUCUGUUUCUUUUGGCUUUCUUAGUCAGUAUUAUCGUUUUGUUUUCAGGUCUUUUUUAUCUUAACACUGUAAGCCCCAAUAAAUACAGAUUCUCCAAACAGAUCUCCACAUAUUUCUUAAACUAUAAGUAGAGAGAAUUUGUUAAAAUAUCAAAGCAUUUUCCCUUUAGUGAUCAUCUUAUAAAUUCUCCUAACCAUUUCUCUUGACUACAGCUGCAUGUAUUGAUUUUGUUAGAAGAAAAUUGAUGUUGAUCACUCUUUGGACUUAAUAGACCCAAUGCAAAAAUGGCCACAGUAGUUCAUAUUCUUUUGUUAAUAUUCAAAUCAGCCUUGCUAGCCUUGUUCUUAAGUACAAUAUUCAAAAGAAUACCUUAUCUCAAGCCAGGCUUUAAUUCAAACAAAAGAGUAUUAACCCAGCAGCCAUUUUUGCAUUGGGUCCAUGGGUUAAUAUUUUUUACUGUAGAUGGAAAGCUGUCAUGUUGAAGGAACAGAGAACCUUUCUGAACUGCAUAACAGAUUUAAGAAGGAGAUAUUAAACAUGGAAUCCAUAGGAAGAGCUGAUGAUGACACUGAGAGUAUUAACAGUGAGAGAAGUCAUCCUUCUGAUCAAUAUAACAGUGAUGUAGAAUCUCUGGGUGAAAGUGAUAUUACUAGGAGUGGAAACCCAGUAAAGUCGAGGCUGCGACUCUUUCCAAGUGAUGAUGAAGAAAACAGUGAUGAAGACAGUAGUGAUGACGACAGCCGUGCUUUGAGUGACAGCAGUUCUGAAAGUGAUAAUGGCGAAGGUGGAGACCUAAGUGGUGAUAAUGAUGAUGAUGAUGAUGAGGAGGAUCAUCAUGUCAACAAAGGUCCAAGUGUAGCAGAGAUAAGGAGGAGAAAAAUUGAAGAUCCCCGGCGACUUCAUCCUGAACUGUGGUUCAAUGAGGCUGGAGAGGUACUGUAAUAUUAUGUGAAAUUUGUUGUGGCCCAUUUAAGGCUAUGAUUCAUAUUAAUAUUCAUUUCAGUGCUGAAUGAAUUAUUAUUAAUUCCAAUUUUAUUAUUACUUUAAUUCAAUUCACUGGACUGCUCUUAGUAUUUUAGAGGAGACCUGUCUGAUCUGUCACAGUGAUGGGUUUUUGACAUGUUUAUCGCGUUGAUCGAGAACUCCACACACUGAAAAGUUUGGAGCUUAAAACUAUGGCUUAAGUUCAGAAUUUUCAGAAUUUUUUACCUGAUAGAAUCCUUGUUGAUGUGCUUUUUUGUGUUUGCAUUUUUAAAAGCCUCUUUUAAUGCCCUGACAUCUUCAUUAAUAAUAUUUUAAAACCUUGAUGCCAUCUAUGUGCUGAGACAUACGGAAUGCUGCCAUAGCAAUUUUGUAAUUUCACAUGUAAAAUUAUAAAUUUAUGUUGGAAGUUUGUUCCAGAAUCAAGGAGUAAUUUGUUUCCAGUGAUAUAAUUAUAAUUUAAAAUUUUUCUAAUGAUCUCUUUAUAAUUUUAUUUUUGGAUUGUUUGACUAUUCCUUUUGUUAACCAAAUAACAUAUUUAAUUUUAUAGACAAAUGAUGGCCCAGUCUGCCGAUGUAGUUCAUCUGACAAACGUCAAGGAAUUCGCCAUGGGGUUUACCCUGGUGAAACUGUAAGUAUGCAUGUAAUGGGCAACCUCCACCCAAAGCUUAUAGCAAAAUAACGCAUUGGCUUAAUUGAUUUAUUUUUUCAUCUUCUUGACAUUAGGUUAUCACACCAUGCAACCCUAUGACCAACAAUGCUGACAAACUACAUCACUACUGGGUGACUGUCACACCACACACUAACUUUAUGGUGAGUUUCAAGAUAUUCAGGCCUUUGGCCAAAAAUAAAUGACUUGCUAUCAAUUAAUGUGAGUGAACAUUUCAAUGCCAGUGUAAAAAAAUACUAUGAUGAAGUUUACAUUUCAAUUCUUUACACUGAUAGUAUGAGUUAAGCAUUUACUAUAAUAACUGCAGUGUACUUGUUAGUUAGAUGUAUUUCAAUGAUCUCUUGAUAGCACUGUUAAUAAUUAAAACUGAAAAUUGCAAACAAAGGCUUGAUUCAAAAGUUGAAGAUGAGCACUCCACUUCCUAUGGUUCAGUUUCAUCCUUGGUUUCAGUUUUAUUUUUGUACAGUGUUUUAUGUCGGACAUAACCGUUGACAAGCAAACUUUUAAGGAAAGUACUUAAAAUUCAACCAACUGUACAAACCAUUGACAAGUGAGAACUGAACCAGUUUCUUUUUUAUUUGCCCUUUAUUUUCAGUUUCAUUUCCUUCUCAGUUUUAUACAGACGAAAAGCUUUUCUUGCAAAUUCUGCGUUAUAAUCGAAAAGAGAGGAAUGAUUUUUGCAAUGGCCAAUCCGGUCCAUGGGUGUACAUAGAAAUAUUUUACACUUAGUGGCUCAGUAAUGUAUUUAUGUGGAAAUAUUUACAAACAACUUCUUCAUCCAGUAUUGAUCUAUCCUUAAUUCGUACGAUAUUAAUGACUAGAUUAUUUAAUUCUGUUGUCGUUGUAGACUUCAAAUCCAAGUAUAAUCUGUUCUGAGGGAAAAAAUUACACCUUUGAGGGCUUUUCCAUGUUUUCUCAUCACCCGCUUGAGCAGGUGAGGAUUUAAAAACUAAACAAAUGUAACAGGUAUAAUAUGUUUUUCAAAACUCUUGUGCCUGCUUAAAUAUAUAAAAUAUACUCCAUGCCUUGAUAACACUGGUAAAUUUGCCGGUUUUUCAAACAUUUUCGACAAACAUUUUCCUUGUAAACAUUUACUGUACAUAUAAUCCUGUUACACUGUUUUUUAAGUUUGUGAUUUAUUUCUGAUUUUUUUUUUCAUUUGCUCUAAGCUUCUGUUGAUUGCCCAAAAUAUAGAGCUACUUAUGUCUAACUGUAGCUGCUAUAAGAAAUUAAAUAAUUAUCAAGUACUGGAUGUGGUUGAGCAAAAUAUUGUGAUUUGUCAGUGGCGUGCAGAUCAAGCCAAAAGCUGAGGCAAAUGAUUGAAUUCUGAGACAGUUAUUUGUAGGUUACAUAGUGGGCUCUUGGCCACUUAAAAAGGAAAAAAAAUUGCAUUGAAUGAUAAAGACAUUUAUUUCAACAUAUUGCCAAAUGGUGUUAGCUGCAUUUUUUUCUACUUUAUUUUCUGCAGGUACCCCUUUGUUCUGUGAUACGAUUCAACAUUGAAUACACUCUACAUGUUAUUAGUCAGCCAGUCCCAGAGGUGAGGGUCUAUAGUUUUUGAGGAGAAAAUUCUGAGAACUCUCCUUGCUAUUUUAAGUUUGCACACACUAAGGUCAAUAUGACGACAUGAUUUUCACCAGUACAGCAAGCACAAGUGCAAGCCUAAGUGUUCUUUUUUAUUGUUGAAAAUGACUACAAUCGGCACAAAUCAGAAGGAUCAGAAUUUUUUUUUUCUUGUUCUAACUGCUCAUGUGCAUGUUCUUGUGCUAGUGAAAUCACACUAAAAUGCUUUGAUUCCCUGGUGAAUAAAAUGUUGAUUAUAAAACAUACAUGUGUGCCUCUAGCUGUUGAGUCUGUGGACAGAAUCUGUGAUCAUUCAUUUGAAGGCCAAAAUGACAAUGGAGUCUGAUGUACUUUUUUGUGAUGCUUUCAAUAGUGCUGUACGAGGUGGUUCUAACUAUUAAUUCCAUGCGUGAAAUCCUUUGCUUGUUACCUUUCUACAAUGCAAUAUAGACCUCUUCAGCAUUACUUUUACUUGUUGCUUCCAUUUCCAACCAUUUUAGGAAAAAAAGGAAUAAUAUUAGUCACUAAUUGGUCGCUAGUUUGUCUCUUAAGUUUGCUUGUGAGUUUUUAAUAUUUAUUACAAAAUUAAUGUCAUCUCUUUCAGAACUUCUGCAUGAAAGAUCUUGAGCUGUUUUCAGAAUUUCUGUUUUACAAAGUGCUUGAACUGGCUGACUGGAACUUCACAGGUAUGUUUAAACAUGUUACUAGACCUAAUAGAAUUGGUUCAGAACUAACAACAGGAUAUUAGCUGCAGGCAUAAAAGUCGCAGGUCAAAUAGCAUUGUUGUAUUUUCUGUUGUGCUUUGUUUCAACCAAAAUGUUUCUAUUAUAACAAUAAUAGCAGCUGAAGUUACCUUUAGUAGUAGCGAUUGAGUGAAACCAAAAAAACGUGUACCUUUAAAUUGGAAAAAAAAAAACCGAAACCUUUGGAAACCUUAUUUUCGAUCAGGUUUUGCCAGUAUUACACCCGCAUACCUUUUCCCGUUGCUCAGAUUUUCCCUUUGCUGGUUGGGAACCAGAAAAAGGACUCUCCAACUCCUGAAGUAUUUAUGCAUGUAUUACUUGUUCAAUUUAACUCGCAAGACAAUUCUUCUGCAGGGAAUGUACAGGAUUCAUGUAGACGUUACCACUUUAUGCCAAGAUUUGUUCAUAGAACUGAUGGUUAGAGCAUGUUAUCACUUUUAUCGUUUUUGUCAUUUUAAUAUCAUUCGUUUCUAAAAUGUCUAGAAAGCAGUAGUGUUAUAAAAAGCAUGAGUUUAAUUUUUGUGAACAGUUUGUCAAACAGGUAGAGCCUUUAGCUUUGUUUUACAACUGUCUCCCACUUUGUUUUUCGACAGGAGACAAAUAUGUUAGGUACAAGGCGGAUUCGUUAGUUGUGGAAACACAGUGUAUCAAAUAAUUAUAAUGAAGCAAAAAUUAGACAUAAUAAAGUUGCAUCCCUCUUGAAAAUAAUCGGAUUUUUUCAGUCGUUCCAAAACUCUUUAUCACAAUGAAGUUGCUUGGGCAAAUUCUUCAGACAAGUCCUCAUUUACCUGCUUCAAACCACAGAUCUUUUAAAGUAGAUAUUAAGGGUUGCCUAAAGCAUUGCCAACUUUUUAAUUCUUUGCAUUCAUAAUUUUCAUGACACUGUUUUUUUCCUUUGUUCAGACACAGAUGAUUCCAAGGCCUGCCACGAGCUUCUCUCAAUGAGCCAAGUGUUGUCUCAUGUUCUGAGUUCAGCUGAACCUCUCAUAAAGGUAAUUAUGUUCAAAAGUGAAUGCCAGAAAGGCUUAUGUUUGUCUUCCUAUCUUAGCGAGGAUUCUUCUGUAAGAAGUUGAAUUCUUCAUGGAGUUUAUCUAACUAAAUAGGAUUCACUUUCACCGCUUUUUUGCUCUUUUUGUGUCUGGCAGCCAAGUCAUUUCGAGCUCAGCGCUGAGAAAUGGGAAGAGUACAACAAAUCCUGCAAAAAUACAAUUGUCCUGAACCCAGACAAGGUGAGGUGCAAGUUUCUUAAUCGUUCAGGAGGCAAACAUUUUAUUGUCAUUCCUCUACGGAUAAAACAGUCUCUUUCACUGUGCCUCUGUCUUUAAUAAAAGUUCCUGCCACUUGUUUAUUUCUGAUAUAAUUUCCUCUUAUUCUGACAACAGAAGCCAGCUGCUAUAAGAGUUGAUAACUUACAGUUUUGCAAGACAACCAAAGGCUUGUCGAAAGGCAAGGUGAGAUGGUUUUGGUUGUGUGUGAGUGUAAUGGAAUUGGUUAUUCAGAGAAAGACUCUUCUCUCAAGACUGUGUCGUUACCAUUAAGUUGUAAAUUCUCUGUUGUUACCAAAUGUACAUUCGUCUUGAUUGUAAAAAUAAUAUUGCUGCUUAUGAUGCUGAUCACAACUCAAAACUGAAGAAGCUUAUAGACCUUGCUAUUCCUAAAUGUUUUUCAAUUGCUGACGUUCUUCCGAAAGACAUGUGGAACUUCUUGACGUAGAUCACUUGAAAUGUGGACUAAAAAGCCAGGACAGUUUUAGAUGUUACGGUUGCCCAUUAAGUUCGGUAAUGUCAUAUUUCAUUUCACUUUAUCAGAUGUACCCGUAUAUUGUCCAUCACAGUAUUAGGCCAGUGCAGAUGAGUUUUGCAGGAGAUCCCAAGUAAGUUCUUUUUCAUUUGUUUUUCCUAUCGACAAUGGCGACAUUUUCAUUUGCCUCCGUGUUGUCGUAUCUUAAGGUCCCCGACGACUCCAGAUCUUAACAGGAGUGCCUUGUUAACCAUCUUUUAACCAACUUAAUUGCUUCACUAUAGUUCCUUUCAUUGCUUUUUUAAGCUUUUGACAUUGGACCGUUUACCGAGAAUCCGUCAACUCCACUGCAGAGCACUUCUUAAAAUCAGUAAAGUUGCCAAGUUUUAGAGUGAUUUGUUGAAGACUAGGCCGUCAAGCCGCCAAUUUGUCCCGACGUUUGUAUGGUGAGAGCAGGUUUGCGCCUCCAUACAAACGGGCAUUAGCGUCUGUAGAAUUUCACGAGUUUGCAAAGCUAUAUCUUCGCUUGCAGCACUUUCAAACUUAGCAAGUGUACUUAUGUUAAGGCGCUUUUUCCAGCGAUGUUGGUCUAUAUUCCCAAUUGUCCAUGUCAAAAGAUGAAAAAAGUGUUAAAGGGUCUAUUUAGUACCCGCUAUACUGCUUUCAACUCGCACCACAAACCUUGAAAGGGUCUAUUUAGUACCAGCUAUACUGCUUUCAACUCGCACCACAAACCUUGAAAGGGUCUAUUUAGUACCAGCUAUACUGCUUUCAACUCGCACCACAAACCUUGAAAGGGUCUAUUUAGUACCCGCUAUACUACUUGCAUCUCAGAACAAAAACCGUGAAAGGUUCCACUUAGGACCCGUCAUACUACUUAAAUCAUGGACCAGUUCUUUUGUUAGCAUUUCGUUAUUAUUAGCUAGUUUUUAGAAGUCUUUCGUACAACUAGCCAGCAAAAGUGCAAUAAGCAAUAUAUAGAGAAGAAAAGGAACAUCUUUACGAGAGGAAUCGUACCUGCCAAAAAAAAAAAGAAAAGAUUUCAAGUAGGCAGGAGAGUCCAAAUGAAAGAAAUAUGGAUAGUCUAUGUACAAGAUACAUGCGAGCUACAAUGGAAAUAAUAGUGCUUUACAUCAAAGCACAUUCCACUGAUCGAAUUCUUAUAUAGACCAUUUGCACGAUGGCUUCAUUUUACUAAUACUAGUUGUGCAAAUUAGGCCUUUUGUUGUUUUUAACCUGGCUGGGAUUUCCAAAUUUAUAUAUGAAGGGAAAAACCAAAUGAAUUCUGUUAGUAGUAGUGAAAUGACGCCAUCGUGCAAAUGGCCUGGAUCUCUUAUGCAAACGUCAGCUCGCCAAUCGCUAUCUACGAGGCAGUAUCCCUACCACAGUGCUAUAGUUACCAUGACAAUGUAUUGUAAGAAACUAGUUUUUCUUUUAAUCACUCACAUUUUGGUAAUUUUUUUUUUUCAGGUAUCAAAAGUUACUUAGGACUCACAACAAGUUAAGAAGCCUCAUCUCCAACACGUAAGCAAAUUUCCUUGAUUGUUACAUGAACUGGCAGUUACAUGCGAAAAUAAUAUUGUGUGAUUUCUUAAACUUUAUGUUAUUUCUUUUCAGGCCAAUACCGACUCGUAAGAAUCAAGAUAAGCUUGUUAAAUUAAAGGUAAUUGUAAAAUGUUAUUAACUUAUAUCAUUUAAUUCCGUUAACUUCCGAAAAAGAUAUUGAUAAUACUUCAUCCCCAGGAUCAAAAGUUAAAACUGCAUACUAAAUAAACAGUACCGUAAGAAAGUACUGCUGAAGAGGUUUCAUUUUAAUGGUCACACCACAGGGUUUCAUACACAAACUCAAAAGUUAGCUCUUCGUACUAAACAAUCAAUAGUAUAUGAAGGAACUGCUCAGUAUCUUUCAUUUGAAUGGCCACCGGUACGUAAGGAUUUUAUCCACAACCUUAAAAGGAGCCUGAGAAAACACCCGAUAUUCCACGACGCCACCACUGGUCUCCCCGCGAGGGAACGCAAAGUGACCUCUGAGGAACGAGCGCAGAAAUUCUAUACUGAUGACGUGUCACUACUCAGAUUUAGGUAGUGCUUCUGAUUGGUCAUGCCGCGAGGGAAAUUUGCUUCAGCCAAUCAGAAGCGUUACAGAGAUCUGAGUAGUGACACGUCAUCAGUAUGGAAUUUUUGCGCUUGUUCCUCAGACGUCAUUUUGGCGGGAAAACCAACUGUGGCGUCUCAAAAUGUCGGCUGUUCUUACAAUAACCUACACGUUCACACAAUAAUUUACUCUAGCCUGAGGGUCUUAACUGCGAACUGAUCACCGCCAUUUGUGCUUAACUUUCAGAUUGAGCUAGAGAACAUGCGCCUAACAAGGUAAAGAUAAGCUCAGUGAUAACGAAUUAUUUUUUGGCGAGAGUCAGACGAUAUUUUUGUCAGUCGUUUUUCAUUUCUUUCGGCCUCUAAGUUAAACUGUUUUCCUUUAGGAAGUCUUUAAGAGUCUGCUUUUGUUUCAGCGCAAUGCGCCGUGAUGUAGUUGUAGAGGUGAGCAGCAGAGGCAUGGUCAAAACAGGAUUAAAAUCUGAUAUCUGUCAGGUGAGUUGAUUGCUCUGAUAUAUAUUAAUUUUCAGGUGACGCCUCAAGGGAACAACUGAAAGUACAUCUCACUGGGUGAUUCUGUGUAUUUUGGGUUACCCCGAUUUUCUCUUUUUAUUUCAAUAUUCCCAUCCAAGCUCUCCUUCGUGCCUCUCACAACCAACGUUAACUACAUUUGUAGGGAAUGGUGGCUUUAAAAGCUGUAAUAACGUGUGACCGGAACAUAUUUUCGUUAGACCUAUUGAUAUGAGAAACGCGUUGUUCUUGACGCACGCGGGCGAGUCCAACAGUAGUGAUCACAGGACUGAUAAUCAGUAACAAUCAUCUCAUAUCCAACAAGCGCGAGUGGAAUAAUUGUUUUAUUAAAAACGCCCACAAAAUAUCGAGAUUUUUUCCGACUUUAUUUGUAAAAACAAUCGAUUUUCAGCUUGUUUUUAAUUUUAAGCAGACGCGUACAAUUACCAUAUUUGGAGAGCAUGGUAUAAUGGCUCAUAUACUAAGAUGGCUAAGCCAAUCAGAGCACUAGAAUUGCAUUAUCCAAUGAUUCAGUUUUUGGUAAUUCCCAUUGUUCUCUCAAUCUUCUAGCACGCUCUCCUGCUUCCUGUGCUAGUUCAUCAUGUUCGCUACCACGUGAGUCUUCAUUCACUGGAUGAGAAAAUGGGUUACGUGUUCAAAGAUCGCGCCUUACUUCAGGUAAAAUACAAGUUCAGUGACCUACCUGGUUACCAGGGCCUCUUCUUCCUGUCACCUGGAGCGAGAGACUGGGGCGGGCGGACGCGAAAAAGAGGGGCCCUGGGAACAAGGUUGGCAGAUGAGCUCUGACUGGUGCAUUUUCUUCUGUACGUAUUCUUUAAUUAACUAAAAGAAAAACGACAAAGGCUUACGAGCAACAUACCUUGCUGUUUCUUAAAUGGAAUUAGGCUAAAGGACAGAAACCAAGAAAACAAUAAAUACGAGUUUGCAACAGAGUUGACGUAAUGUGUUGAGCAUUCGUAAAUAGAUAAAGAACAUGGCAAAAAGUCGUCUUUUUCGGAUAGAAUAAAUCAAUUGUACGAAAAAGAUUCAGCGUCCACCGGACAGUAGGUAGAUUUCUUUAGCAAACAAUUCUAUACAGAUAUUUCAUCCUGUUUGAUUUACUUUUUGUUGGAAUGAAAAGCACCCCAGGAACAAAAAACACCAAACCCAUGUUCUUUUCCUUGAAGUUAUCUAAUGAAAUGAGCUGUAUUUUGGUUCUUGUUUAACAGCUCGCGUUGACGCAUCCUUCGUAUCACCUUAAUUUUGGUAUGAAUCCAGACCACGCGCGAAACUCUCUUUCAAACUGUGGUGUAAAGCAACCUCGAUAUGGAGACAGGAAAAUACGACGUCUACACACGCGCAAAAAAGGUAUGGCAUGAGAAUUUACCAUGACCAAUGCAGCCUCAAUACUUUAGCACUCCCCAAAUUACACAGUGCGCGCGCGUGAAGCAGCGUCGUUUUGGCGGGAAAACGCGAUAGCCGUCAUCAUUACACUACGGGUUUUAGCGCGGAUGUCGUCAUAUUUAAUGACGAAAACAAGAUAUCAAAUGUUAGAAGAUAAUCAUUUUGCGAUCGGGAGAGGGUUAAAACAUCCUUCAAUAAGAAUAACCCUAUUAUCUUUUCUGGUUAAUAAAAUAACUAUAAUGAAGCUUUCUGGCAUGUCUAUUUUUUGAACAUACGCGAAGUCUCGUUUUCCAAUCUAAAGAUCUCUAAUGGAUUGUCUUUGAAUGCUCGAGGAAGUUAAAACGAAUUCUGCUUUUUUUGUGUGUGUGCUUAGGCAUCACGCAGCUUAUCCGAGUAAUGUCCAAUCUGGGAAAAAUGGAGGAACAUCAGUCAAUGUAAGUUUAUCCUAACUGUUUUCCCCAGGCCAUAAAUAAGUCUAUUUAACAACUGCUUAGCGAUAGGUUUUAAAAACGACGUUUACCGUGUGGAUGGAAUAACCCAUAUGCAUGAUGACGUCAAACUUGCUUAUUCACCACCAAACCUCGUUGCGAAAAAAUUCUUUGCAUUUUCACCGUUUGUGCGUGAAUAUUCUUUUCAAUUUAAAUACACUGGGAAUUCAUUGUUGUCAAAUUUCAAAACGUUUGAAUUCCAAACUUAGAGGUAAAAUUUGUACGUCUGAAUUAAACGCGCACAAGGCUACAGCCUUUUUUUACCAGGAAAGAAAAUGAAAACGAUAGCCUCAGAGGCAAGUGGCUGUGGCUUGUGGGUGACUUUUCAAAGCGGGUUAAUGCUAUUUUCCUAAGCAGUAUAGUAUAGUAACUUUACUCUGAAGAAAGAAGCGAUUCACCCAAAGAUUUACCCAGUUUCAAAAGCAAAAAAGAAAGAACUCAAUGAAUGAUAUGUGCUUAAGUCGGUUCAUUUAUCGUUACAGUCCUCUUACCGUAUUACAAUCUUGUGGUCGUCACUAACUAUACCUAACUAACCUUGCUAACCUCUAGUUUUGUGGAUGAUUCUGGCACUCUCGCUAAUUCCAAACGUCGUACAGCUAAAAGGAAACUAACCAGAGGCGAGUCACGAAAUAUGCUAGACAGGUAGUGUAGUCAGAAAGACAGUGAUUUAUAGAUAGAUAGACAGACAGAUUGACAGUCAGACAGAAAAGCAUAGAGACAGACAGAAAGAUUGGCCUUAGCAAGUGAUGACAUCAUAUCGUCUGUCCUUCUGUUCAGAAUGACAGCAGAAAGGUGGAAUAACCAGCGUUAAGAAAACAUGCCAAACUUUAAGUUUAAAUGUGUUAAGAUAUUUUGUUGGUGUUGCCGAUGGUGUAACUGCCAAAGGACCUCAUACACAAGAUUGAAAAGACAAGGAGCAAUAUUCACAUUACCACAUAAUACCUUACCUACAACAGUUUCCGCGACACCAAUGACAUGACAUGACACCACAAAUAUACAGAAGACAUAGUUGAUUUGGAUUCAGAGGGCAAACUCAGUGUUGUUUUGUAGAAAACAGUCUUAAUUUUGACACAGGUACUUAAGACAGUAAACAUAUGACAAGUUUGAAUGUUUUUCCUUAAAAAGCACUUUUUUUGUGGUUCUACUUAGGAUUCGACAUAAUGAAAGGCUUGAAUUCCUGGGAGAUGCCGUUUUGGAGUUGAUAUGCAGGUGAGUAACGGGACCAAUGAGUCAUUCAUUUUCAAUAAGCCAUUUCAUCGUAUUCAUUCUUUUUUUUCUCUCGGCGUUGUCUGUUUAUGUGACAUGUUGUGCAAAAUACUCGUACCAUACUGAUCGUCCAGCCACUGCUUGCGUUUCAGAUCCUUGUAGUUAAACUUUUAAACAGACGUCAUUGAUUUAUCCAAUUUUAUUUUCCCUUUGUUGGCAUCUUGUUCCUGUUGUAGUAUUCACUUGUAUUUCAUGCUGCCGUCCAAACCCGAAGGUUAUCUGGCCAUGUACCGUUCUUCUUUGGUGCAGAACAAACAUCUUGCUCAACUAGCUAAGGUAAUUACGCAAGGUAUAAAUUGCUCCACCUUUGUAAAUUUUUUUGUAAACGCAAUAAUUUGAGGUGUUUUAAAUUCUCCAGAAAUUAGGAUUAUCAGAUUACAUGCAGUACUCCCACGGGUAAGUACCCUCUUUGAGGAUUGCUGUAAAUCUUGGUUUCCCUGUGUUUCCUUGGAGUAUCCUCAGUGAAUAGAAGGAAAUGUUAUUCUUACAGACCUGACCUGUGUUUGGAAGAAGAUCUCAGCCAUGCCAUGGCUAACUGUUUUGAGGCUCUACUUGGUAAGUUUAUAAGAGGCAUUACACUUGGAAGUUGGAAGUUUAGUUAGAUUUUAUGUAUGUGAAUUCAACUUGGGCUAAAACUCGGAACCAAUCCUAACCCGUUAAAACAAUGAAAGUAAAGGCUUUUUGGGCUUAGCGUCGAUAAAAUUACAGCUCUUUAAAGUCUGGUUGCUUCUCAAGUGAUUGAUAUUCUGUUUUCAAACAAAUUCAAACAGAUAAUCAAAUGAGUUCAGCAUCUGGUCUUUAUUAUUGGUAAAACAAUAGGAAAAAAGAUAAAACGAAACAUAGCUCUCGGGGUUUACAGCCUUAAAUUGAACGACGUCGAUUAAUUUUAAAAGGCUUCGUUUAAUCUUUUUGCAAAAGAAAGAGAAUCAAAUCUACAAGCAGAAAAACUCUUAUGAAAUUUCUUUCUCUGAAUUUCUAUUUCUUAGGUGCCAUGUACUUGGAAAGUGGCCUAAAAUCCGCCACGCAAUUUUUCACUAAACUGGCAUUCGAUGAAGAGGUUUGUUUGCAUGAUAACUUGCUGAUCUUUUUUUGCUUGUUCUCCCUUUGGUUUCUGCAUAUCACUCUUGACGACGUUUCCGAGCUCUAAACAUUGGUUGUAUGUUAGUAGUACAGAAGGGACCGGAAUAAGUCUCUUUAUGGAUUCUCAUUAAUAAGUGCGCGUUUAUGAAGGCGCAAACGAAUUGUGGGUAACCUACCGACAAUACGACAGUGACAGGCGUAGUGAGAAUUUUUCUCUGCUACCACCGUCGCUACCACAGUUCUAUUGUUCCACCACCGAAACUAAUAGACAGUAAAAGCGGCAAGAAAUAAAAGGUCAAUAAUUAUGCUGUUUUCGUGGGAAUUUUGUUCCCGAAACAGAAUGACGCCAUCAAAGUUAACGCUUUUCCUAACAUGCUUAUAACAACAUACAGCGUACUCAUGUCUUUCCGCACUUGCAAAUUUCCCCCUUCGAUUUCCGUCAUUAUAUUUUAUGAAACUCGCUUAGAAAAGAUCCUAAAUGACUUUCCAAUUGGAUAAAAGCUAACUUGGCUUGAAAUUUCUGUUUUAGGAACUAAGAGAAGUUUGGACCAAUCUGCCCAAACAUCCUUUGCAGGUAAGUAUUAGUAAUUAAGAUUUUCUUAUAUUUAAACAUCCUCGAUAUUUUUACGAUCCUAAGAGAAGUUUCAGCCGAGACGUACCUCUUUGAUUGCGGGAAAACCGAACCCGAGAUACAAAAGAUGGCCUUCUUAGAAAUAUUUUAAAUAGUUACUGCCUCCUUUAACGCAUUUUGGCACAUUUGCACAAGAAUGAAGUAUUGGAAAAUCAGAACAGAAAGGGAGGAGAAUGGUGAAAAUAAGUUUACCUUUGUGCCAGAUUGGUAUAAGGUAACGAGGGCUUCACUCGUUCAGGCCUUGUGAUAAUGGCGAGAAGAGGGAACAUCUAGAUCUUGUAAUAAUGGCCAAGGGGCAAAGGGGGGGGAGGGGGGGGGGCUCAUCUAGGCCCUGUGAUAAUGACUGGAGGAGUCGUCCAGACCUUGUGAUGAUGGCCAAGGGACUCAUCUAGGCCUUGUGAUAAUACCGGGGCGGGGUCAUCCAGACCUUCUGAUCAUGGCCUUUUCAUAAUAGGAGGACCGGGCUCUUCUCCUAGAUUUGACACUGUAUCUGAAGAUUCUGCCUUGCGUGUCCGCCUGAGAGAAAAUAACAGCUAUUGUUUGAAGAUGAAUCCAGUGUGUACCUUGUAUUUUUUUUUGUAGGCCCAGAUGCCAGAUGGUGACAGGCACCUAAUAGCAUCAUCCCAACUUCUUCAGGUUUUUCUUCUCAGUUUCUUUACGUUUACGUUUCCUUUUUCUUUCGUUAAAAAAACUGACGAUUUAGAGCUGACUCACAGGAUUUUUUUUUUACUUUCUGCACAUCAGAAAUUACAGGAGUUCGAAGAAGCCAGCGGAAUCGAAUUCACCCACAUUCGCUUGUUAGCGCGUGCCUUUACUCACGCACAAGUUGGCUUUAAUAACCUCACGCUGUAAGUACAACUGAUUACAAUUUCCUUUAGUAGCUGAUGUCAUUGCGCAAGGUCCCCUGUGAGUGGUACCUUUCUCCAUCAUAGUCCUGAUCUUCUUCUCCUUCUUCUAAUGAAGAGGAAAUCUGUAAAUUUACACAUAACAUGAUCAUGAGUUGCGAGCUGGCAAAUGCCUUAAGUUACUUCAAGUUCCCUGAGGUACCAGGAAUACGCUAUUUCCAAACAAAAUUGAGUUGUUACUCAGCAGUGCGUGAAAAACAGAAGGCUGGAAUUCCACCUUCUCCUUUAGAGCAGCAUUUCGCACAUUUUGUUCGCCCAGUUAGUCACAUGUUUGUCUUAGUUUGAGAUUUGGUUUGAAAACGACUUGCCCGGACACUUACUAAUACUUACUCCGGGGGAAAGUCAACGUGUCCAGGACGACUGUUUAUCAGAGAGCUAGUAUCUGUUUGUCUGGAAGGAGCGUUGCUUGUCGAAUCAGACAGAUACUGCUGCGUAGAAAACUUCCAUCUUUUUUGUGGCUGAGUUUUGAGACCUUUUUCGUUACGUGAGACACAAAGCAUUUUUCGUCCAUGGUUAGGUUAACUCUUUAAAAGGAGUGGUUAUCAGACAUAUUGAAAUUAUGUUCUCUUUAUAUUUUUGUUAGCGGAAGUAACCAACGAAUGGAAUUUUUGGGAGACUCCGUUCUGCAAUUCGUUGUGUCGGUAUAUCUCUUCAGGCAUUUUCCAGACCACCACGAGGGGCAUCUAACGGUAUAGAGUGCUGUUGUUACAAUUUCUUACAAGUUGAAACAAAAGAAUUCAAAUUUUGUUUCGUAAAAUCCUUAGAAAUAUAUAAAUGAUAAAUAUUUUGUACCUCGCGUAAUCACGUGAGUGAUCACGCAGUGAAAUCACUUCCCCACUCCCCUUUCCAAUCGAACGCAUUUCGAAUUUUAAAUUACCAGGAGUAAAAUAAAUACAUCUUAGCUUUCAACUAGCAUUACAAAACUGGCAACACUGUACUUUUUAUUCUACACAAGAUUGCGUGAGCCUUGAUGUAUAAUUAUUCUAUUAAGUCCAAUUGGUCGUUAAGACGUACAGGAAAGUACCUGAUAUGUUAUACACAAGUUAUACAAUCUAUAUCAAUUUAGAAGUGAUUAUCGAUAGUUAUCGAUUUAUCGAUUGGUUUUCCGAUAUCGGUUUUUAUUGAUUGGAUACUUUCUACUCUUUUUUGACAGCUUCUGCGCAGUUCUCUUGUAAAUCAUCGAAUCCAAGCGAAGCUCGCUCGAGAACUUGGACUAGAUAAACUGAUCAAUUUUGGAUCCAAGGUAUGUAUCACGUGCAAGGCACGUGACCCUUGUGUCUUACUCGAUUUGUUGACCACACAUUGUUCUUCAGGGGAGUCUUCCGUAUUAUAAGGGGUACGAACAGUCCUCGUAAAGUUUGCAAAGAACUUUCUGUUGAACGGUAAGCACACCCAGAACAAAAAUGUUGCCUUUUGAUGGUGCUAAUAAUUCAAUUUGAAUUUCCCAAUGCGUCGACGCAAGAUUGGUUCGUAGGUUAUUAAUGUAUGCCAGAUUUUGUUUGUAAACUCCUGUUCUCAUGUUUGCGGUACAUUUGCAGGUAGGAAUGAAGGCUUUCCGCGAGAAAAUUCUCGCUGACACACUGGAAGGUAAGUUAAGUGGUUUUUUUAAUUGCCUUUAAAGACGGUGUUGUGUUAUUUAAUUUUAUUUAAAAUUAAUCUUAAUCUUACUUUCUCUCCUAAAGCUUUUGUGGCUGCUUUGUACGUCGACAAAGGCCUUAGACAUGUGGAGGUAUUUUGUCGCGUUUGUCUCUUCCCUCGCCUUGAGGUAAAAACUACUUUUGAUAAUUUAACUCCUACAUUCCUUCCAACUGAACUAAGUCAUCCACUGGUCAUGUACACAGCCGAUUUUUGUAUGUGUGUCAUAACGCAACGCUCCUCCCCACAGGAAGGGCGUUGCGUGACGACACAAAGAGACUACUUACCCACGGGUCCUUCUACGUUUGCGUUGGUGUCUCUUUUGGUCACCUUGUUCUCCAACCUCGUUCCCAGGAUCCUCGACGCGAUUAGCAAAAAUGCGUUAAUUGCCACGGCAACUUAAAUGUAUAACAGGUGACCUACAAUAACUUAUGUUACUGGGCUUUAAGAGGGUGCUUGAGACUCCACGACAUUACUCUAAACCUAGUCCGUGGGUUCUUCUCGUUCUUCAAUAUGGCGGUGGAAGUUAUCUCUACAUACCGUAAAAUACAGGAAUAGCUCCGAGCCCUUUUGAAGUUAUCCGCUGACCAAUCCACGUCCGAUAAAUGCAUGCUUAAUCCUCCCUCGUCUUCUAACAUGGCCUUCAUUUACCUUCAUCCACCUUUGUUUACCUCCAUUUGCCUUCAUUCACCUUCACCCACAAUCAUCUACCUUCACCUUCAUCCACCUUCAUUAGCCUUCAUUUACCUUCAUUGAUCUUCAUUAGCCUUCCUUUGCCUUUAUCUACCUCCUUUAUUUACCUGCCUUCGUUAACCUUCAUUCAUUUUCAUCUACCUCCAUUAGCCUAUUUUACCUUCAUUCACCUCCACUAGCCUUCCCUCAUCUUUUUUCACCGUCACCUACCUCCUCUAGCCUUCAUUUACCUUCACGGACCUUCACCAGGCUCAAAAUUCACCGUCAUAUCUCUUUUAUUGUGCAUAAGCACUCAUCAACGUUCUUGUCCUAUCAUGUCACAUGAACCUAGUUUAGUGGCCUUUAGUUCCCCAAACUGAGUCUCCUUUAGCUUAGUGCUAGAGAAUAUGUAGAGUAACCAGAAGGUCAUAGGUGGGGAGUACUCGGAUCGUUUUCUUCCGAGCUGCCUGUGUUACUAAAUGAAAAGUCAUCCUUCUCAAGUGUUCACCAGGCUUCAAAUUCACCAUCACAUCUCUAUCAUUAAAUGUGUUUUAACUUCGUGUUUUUACCCAUAGGAGUUCAUUAUUAACCAGGACUGGAUGGACGCGAAGUCGCAAUUACAGCAGUGUUGUCUAACUUCCCGCGAGCAGGGAAAAGCACCAGAUCUUCCACAAUACAAGUGAGUCCAAGACAAAACUGCUCCAGUGAUUCGUCUCCCUUCUAGGGCCGAACUCCUGGGACAGGUUGACACUUGGUGUCAAUUGGUAUCUCCUGAAGAUUGUUGGACACACGUUUUUCAUGUUGUUAAUGUAAUGCAAUUAUGAUAUCUCUGUAGGGUUCUACAAAAUAAAGGUCCUGCCCACCACAAGUACUAUGCAGGUAAAGUAUUGCUCAAAAUGGUAGGGCUAUCAGAGCUUUUUCUCGCGCUUAUAUUAGUGAAAAACGCGUGUCGCUAUAAAGACUAGACUGAAAGCGGAGAUAGCGCAUGAAAAGUCACUGAAACCCAGGGUAGGCUCAUUAAUAGCUGAAGCAGUGAAUAGGCUAUUUCCGAAUUCAAAAUGUUAUCGUUUCAAAAAUAAGACCAAAUGCGAAAUCAUUAAUGUGAAAAUGAGUUAUAUUUGCACGAGGGUUAAAACUAUGAUUUUAUUUUAUGUGUCAAAGACUUUGCCCGCCUCGGUUUCGUUUCGAGAAAGAGGAAAUGGCAAUUCUCUUCUUUAUUACGACAGAAAUCUAGAGACGCUAAAUAGCCUUUGUAACCUGCAUUAUGGCGGACUAAAUUGAAAACGUUCCUUGCUGUAAUUGGGCCUUCAUUUUUAGCUUUGCUCUUUCUCUAGUGUUUCCACCCUCAAAAGUCACAUUGUAACUAAAUGCUUUUAGUGUUUCUUAUUCUAUUCUCUCUCUCUCUAACAGUUGCUGUUUAUUACAAGGACACAAGACUGGGCUCUGGCGAAGGAAAUAGGUGAGCGUCAUGGCCGCGCAGAGCGGCGCUAGCCUGCGCCACUUACGGAACUGGGCCCCCACCGGUGUAGCAGGAUUUAAGUACUCGCCAUGAGUGGCCUGUUAAAAAAGCCAUAGUCGAUUUGCCAAUCAGAAUGAAAGGAAAUUCGAAACGUAUUUCCGGUAAUUCGUUGAGUCCGUUGGGGGCCCAGAACAAGGAUAUCGGUGCUGCAGGGUCUCGUUUCUCUAAAGUUCCGAUAACUAAAGGGCCCGUAAAGCUGAUGCUGUUUACAUGCAAUAUAGAGGUUUCAAUAGUUUUGCAUCUAACUAUCAGUUAAUGAAACAAAUGGAGUAGUUUUCUAGCCAGGACCCGCGCUCGUAUUCUUUCUAUUUCGAUUUGAAUAUUUGAUUUCGGACCCGAAAAAUUACCGGGACUUUCGAGAAACGGGCCCCUGCUCCGCAGACGUUACUAACCGAGAUUAAAAUUGCGUCUGCGAGGCAGGCUACGCAGGCGAUGUUCGCCAUGAAAAGGGGUUCUCCUCAAAGAAAUAGUCAGAGACUGAAGUUGUCGAUAAUUUUUACCUUCUUCAAACUCAAAUAUCCUUCAUUUUCUUCCUGCAGCAUCCAACAGGCAGAAAUGGCAGCAGCCAAAGACGCGCUGGCCUCUCGUAAGUGAUAAAAAACUUUUAGCAGAAAAGAAGUGUCCGUCGUUUACCUUAUGGAAUCCAGUACAGGAAAUCCGGAAUCCAAAGCGUGAAAUCCAGAAUCCAAGACUGUCUUGGAUUACCUUACUUGGAGAAACCCUAGCCUGCGUAGCAUGGCGGUUUUGUCGGGCGCACGACUGAGCGGCGAAGCCGCGAGAAAAAUAAAAACCGCCUGCCCGGAUUGGUGACCUUUUCAACUGCCACCCCCUUCAACUCAAUCUCAAUCGCGGUUUCUCUGUCCUCGCUCGCCUUUACUACUAUGCGCACCCAGCCAAGACCGUCAUGCUACGCGGGCUAGGGAAACCCCAGCCAGACUUGUGAUAAUUAGUUUUGUCUCUCAUACAAAGUAGAGGAGUCGUUAACAAUUGCUCUUUGAACAUCAUUUAUUUAGUGGGAGGACACACCAUACAAACAAUGCCUUGUAACCAAGUUUUUUCUAAUCAUCAAAUUGUAAACAAAAUGAAUCGAACUAAAUUUGUUUUUUAGGCUUUCAAUAUCGCACCAAUCCUGCAUGCGUUAUCUUAAAACAGCUAUGAACAACUCGGUCAGUUUUGUUCGCAAGUUAAUAAUAAUAAUAAUAACACUUAUAUAGCGCUUAUCCGCAUGCGUUCUAAGCGCUUCUAAGCGCUAAGUUAGCUUUUUGAAGACCUAAACUGAACAGCAACUCGAGUCUUUUGGUUAGACCAAAAGCAAUUUUCUAUAAAAUCUGUGUGACAAAGCAAAAAAGCGAGCUCGAUAUGCGAGCCGCGAGUUGGGUGAACGGCAGCACGAGAGAAAAGAGACUUGCUUACUUGUUUAUACCCCGGAGGAUUUUCUCCAUAAGUUACUAUACGGGGCCGGGAGGCUCCGCCUGAAAGCGGUGCCUUUUCCAGGCCUCAGGUGUAUGAAAGGUCAGGGAUUUCACGGAUUGAAGUAUGUGAAAGGGUGGGGAAAUCUGUCAUUUAGGUAUUUGAAAGAUACUUUUGUUAAAAUAUAUUGAAAAGGUUCACCUCAUGCCCGUAUCCUUUUAGUUUAAUUAUUUCUGCCGUAGUAUACUUCAUUAGGGAGCUUAAGCAUCAACGAUGGCGACCGCUACGAAAAGGUCACUUAAAAUGUAAAUUCUCGCUGCUUCAAACUUUACCGCGCUUAUUCCAUCUCGUUUAAUUCGUCAAAUGUCGGCAAAGUUUUUUGGAGUUAAAUUCUAAAGGACUGUUAUUUAAAGUUCAAAACAAGGAAAAGGAAGUUGUUGUCUUGUGUUCCUGUCCUCGACAAAACGUGAAAUAAGUCACUUUCACGUUGUAGUCGUGCAACGACGGCAAAGAAAUGUACAAAAAAAGCGUGAUGCACGUGCAAAGUUGUUGUUUUGCUAAUCUAAACCUAUUGCUUUUUUGCCGUUCUCUUUGCUGAAGGGGAACCAUUUGGAAAUGGAAAGUAUAGGGAAGGGUUACUUUUUUUUGUCAAAAAUGGCAUUUUUUAAAAAAAUUAGGGAUUGGACAUCGGGUCUGCGCCUCUCCGUACGAAACUUUCUUGAGCCCCCCCGCCCCCCUCCAUCGGGGAUUAUGUUGCGUCUGACUGAAGUUCUUUGUUUCUGUACAGACUAUUUCCCAGAACUAGCGCGACAAAAGCGUCUGUUAGACCGAAAACACCAGGACCGACGACGAAACUAUUGGAACAAAGUGCCGCGCCGAGAGAGGGAGAAGGACGAGCAAGACAAAGACACGGAAAUUCAACCUCGGUGGGAGGAGAUGGAAACUUUUGAGGUGCAAGAGCGAAGGAAUGUAGGAGAAAAGGAAAAUAUGAAUGUUGACCAGGAAAGAGAAAAUUGGGAAAUGGAAAAUGAGAGAACCGGUCAGGAAAGAGAAAACUGGGAAAUGGAAAAUGAGAGCACCGGGGUCCUUUCUCUUUUGACCCUUUACCUUUUACUCUCGUGGCCGGUCCUUUCUCUUUUGACCCUUUACCUUGAUGUGAACCUUCAGGAAAGAGAAACCUGGGAGAAGAACGACGGGAAUGCCUGUGGAACAACAGAGAAUCGGGAAACGGAAUGUAGCGAUCACACGUUGAGAUGGGAUUUGUGCCAUGGACGAGCGAACGUAGAGGAAGAACCAAAGGGCACAACGGAAGAGUGGGAAAGGGAAGGUGGAAAUAUUUUGGAAAGAUGGGACGGAAGUGGAGGCCAAAAUGUGGUGAGAGAGAAUUUGAGAGAUGUAAACGUUGAUUCAAAAGUGAAUUUGGAUGAGGAAGGUAGAAAUAAGAUGGAUAGCGAAAAGGGCGAGAAUGAUUGGACAGAGAACUGGGAGGUCGAAAAUACCGUUUCAGAAGAAAACUGGGAAGAAACGGACGGCGGCGAAAGAAAGAAUUGGGAAGAAGCUGGGAUCGAAAGUUCGAAGGAACGGUGCGUUAAAGAUGGAACUAUUGAACAUAACAUGAUAAACAGUAUGAAGGAGAAGGCUAAAAAUGAGCACGGCGAGACAAAGGAACUCUGGGUAGUUGAUUAA